Molecule: messenger RNA, 780 nt
Organism: Ogataea philodendri
Lineage: Eukaryota; Fungi; Ascomycota; Pichiomycetes; Pichiales; Pichiaceae
Exons: 1
Coding region: 1-780 (259 amino acids)
Biological process (GO): regulation of transcription by RNA polymerase II; chromatin remodeling
Cellular component (GO): NuA4 histone acetyltransferase complex; Swr1 complex
Molecular function (GO): histone binding
Source: RefSeq, a predicted model, not a curated record
AUGGUUGAAGUGAAGAGAACGGUCAGAGUGACAACUACGCAGCAAAUUCUCAAAGACAUCCCUCCCGUGCAAGAAGGAUUCCCAAUGCGGGAGUGGGCCAUCCAAAUCUCGCUCGUAGACGACAAGGGCAUCGAGCAGCCGGCGACCUUAUUCGACAAGGUCACGUACCACUUACAUCCUACGUUUGCUAACCCUGUGCGGUCUUUCAAGAAACCGCCCUUCAGAAUUCAGGAACAGGGAUGGGGAGGAUUCGACAUCCCAAUCACGCUCACUUUGCUGGAGAAAGGUGGCGACAGAAAGAUCAAUCACGAUCUUAAUUUUAUGAAGGACAAAUAUGUUAUCGACACCCCAAUUACCGUCAACACAACCAAGCCAGCACUUCUUGCAGAAUUGGCCAAGACCGGGCCUAUUCCAAGCUCAGGCGAAGCCUCUGCCACACCAGGCGCUGGAAUUACGAGCGGAACACCAACCCCAGGUCUAUCGUCCGGCCCGGCCGCCGCAGUUAAAAGAAAGGCCCCUGUGACCGAUUCGAGAACUACAAAGAAGCUCAAGGGUGCUGCCGUGAAGGGAGGCAUCGAUCUGGAGCAAUUGGCCGAGCAUCUCACAAAACUGUCCGAGGACGAUCUUUUGGGCGUGGUGCAGAUGAUCAACGACAACAAGACCCCAGAAAUGAGCGUGAAAAAUGACGUGGAGAACGGCGAGUUCACCAUGGACCUGUACACCUUGCCAGACACAUUGCUGAAAAGUUUGUGGGACUACGUCAAGAAGCGGGUGGAAUAA